Ceratitis capitata (Mediterranean fruit fly) is the source of this 1213-nucleotide messenger RNA. Its product is annotated as G patch domain and ankyrin repeat-containing protein 1 homolog. The record is from RefSeq and is a predicted model, not a curated record. The coding region runs from base 78 to 1088 and encodes 336 amino acids. The transcript has a single exon. Gene Ontology annotation, molecular function: protein binding; nucleic acid binding. Lineage: Eukaryota; Metazoa; Arthropoda; Insecta; Diptera; Tephritidae.
UCUCUCGAUAACUAAGGGGAUAGCUUAAUGUUUAACUAGUUAAUUUUUUUUAACAAAUCUGAGUUUUGGUAAUAAUUAUGGAUUUAGAUAACACACAACUGCAUCCUAACUGGCGUGCACUGGCUACAGUGGACUUUCCACGAAAACGAUUUGUACGUGGUAUAGAGCUGCAAAGCAAGCAAGAAACCAAAUAUGUUACACAUAAUAAUUUGCAAGAGGAGCAAAAUGGUGAAGCAGCAAAAAAUUUUUACCAGAACUUAACUAAAAAUUCUAUAUCGCGCAGUCGUCUUCCAUGCCAAACGGCUACUCCAAAACAACGUUAUUUACAGAAAUUUGAUUGUAAUAAAUUCUUUCGGCUCGCUACCAUGAAUAAGUGUAAUGAAUUAGCACUCAUUGAUUACCAGGGUGACGAUAUAAACAUGCGGGAUACAUUUGGUUGGACAGCACUUAUGAUGGCUGCUUGUGAGGGAGCAUUAGAUGCGGUGAAAACUCUAAUUCAUUUGGGCGCUGAUAAAAACUUAAAAGAAAGCACUGGCAGAACGGCCUUAGAUUUUGCAAUGACAAAGGGCUUUAAUCACAUUGCAAAUAUUUUGCGAACAACAUGCUCCACGCCGAGUGCUGAACAGAAGCUUAUAUGCGAAAACGUUUCAAAUGAGACUUUCUAUUGCACAACUUGCGAGCAAACUUUAACAAAUACAAACAAACUACAGCAUGAAACAUCUACAGUUCAUCAAUUUAACUGCAAACCGAGUUUUGAAAACAAAUUGCAAAAAUUUAACAUUUCCACAAAAAAUCGGGGCUUACAGCUGAUGGUAAAACAAGGUUGGGAUAAAGAAAGCGGCUUAGGACCAACACAGACUGGACGCUUGUAUCCCGUUAAAACUGUGAUACGAAAGAAACGCACUGGCCUUGGUACAAAGCAAGAGCCAGCACGUGUUACACAUUUUGGUGCAUAUGACAAACAAGCCAUAAAGCAUAACGAGUCGAGCGUUUUGCCAAACAAGAAAAAAAGAUCCCGCUCUGACAUACGUUCAGAAAAGCAACGAGAGUGGAAACGCGAACGCCGACUUCGGAAAGAAUUGAGCUAAUGCAUCAUAUAUGCUCAGUUUGGAUGCAGUUGUUCCCACUGAACAUCUAUCAUUAAAAUAGUCUUUCGGAAAAUCAUAUCUACAUAUGUAUGUACAUAUAUUUUAUAGUCGUUAAAGCAGAAAAA